AUGGCAGCAGCUAGUGCUAUUGAUGGAUGUAAUCAACUCUUUCUAGUUGCUUAUGGCAUAUUAGAGUCGGAAAACAUUGAGUCCUGGACUUGGUUCUUGAAUGGCUUAUAUGAGGCAAUAGGUUUGCCUAAUGGUUUAGUACUUGCAUCUGAUAGGCAAAAGCGUCUUGAGGAAGCUAUUUGCAGGGUUUAUCCAUCUGUGGAGCAUAGAACAUGUGUGAGGCACAUGUACAAAAAUUUCAAGAAGAAAUUCCGUGGGAAAAGUCUACAAAAAAGCGUUUGGGCUGCUGCAAGAUCAUAUACAAUAGAAGACUUGGGGAAGAAACCGGAGAUAUGGAGUAGAUCACAGUUUAGUACUGUUUGCAAAUGUGAUUACAUCACAAAUAACAUAUCUGAGGCAUUCAAUGCAUGGGUUGCAGAAGCCAGGGAAAGGCCUGUUUUAGAUCUUUUAGACACAAUCAAACAGAAGAUAAUGGUGACCAUGGAUAAAAGAAGAAGAAUGGCAAUAAAAUGGAAUGAUGAUAUUGUGCCAUCUGUGAAGAAAUAUGUAAGGAACCUAUCUAGAGGAUUGGCAGCAUAUGAGGUACAACGUGGUAGUGAUUCAAAGGCUGAGGUCUCUUAUAAAGGACAGAGGUGUGAGGUUCUAUUGACUGAUGGAAUAUGCAGUUGUAGAAAGUGGCAAGUCUCUGGAAUACCUUGUGUACAUGCUAUGUCAUUCAUCUUUUCUAUCAGAGGUGCAAAAUGGGAAGAAUAUGUUGAUUUAUAUUUUUCAGUGGAAAAAACUGGGGUUGCUUACAACUUGGAGAUUGCUCCUAUGCCUGACAUUAGCCAAUGGAUUUCUAAUGGUCAAUUGGAUGGUUUACUUCCUCCAUUGUCAAGGAGACUAACUGGAAGACCGAAGAAAAAUAGGAUAAGUGCUGCAGAUGAGAUAAAGUUUGGCUACAAAUAUUGGAGCUUUAGGAUUGUAAUAGACUCCAUUUUGAUAUUUGGUUGUUUGGCUACAAAUAUUGGGGCUUUAGGAUUGUAA
Messenger RNA from Dioscorea cayenensis subsp. rotundata (Guinea yam), 1026 nucleotides. RefSeq lists its product as uncharacterized. The record is from RefSeq and is a predicted model, not a curated record. Gene Ontology annotation, molecular function: zinc ion binding. NCBI's taxonomy places the organism in Eukaryota, Viridiplantae, Streptophyta, Magnoliopsida, Dioscoreales, Dioscoreaceae. The transcript is spliced from 4 exons. Bases 1 to 1026 code for a protein of 341 amino acids.